Messenger RNA from Colletotrichum karsti, 1575 nucleotides. RefSeq lists its product as uncharacterized. Bases 1 to 1575 code for a protein of 524 amino acids. The transcript has 3 exons. NCBI's taxonomy places the organism in Eukaryota, Fungi, Ascomycota, Sordariomycetes, Glomerellales, Glomerellaceae. Gene Ontology annotation, molecular function: methyltransferase activity. The record is from RefSeq and is a predicted model, not a curated record. Gene Ontology annotation, biological process: methylation.
AUGGCCUCCCGCCUAGUCUUCGACCCCCUGGUCGCCCUCCGCGCCGCGCCCCUCAUCUCGUCGACCUGCACCCUCCUCUACGCGUGGGACCAGCAUUUCUUCCUCAACGUCUUCAACGCCCCCGAGGUGCGACCGAAGAGCAAAACGGUCGUGCAGUCGUAUUUUCGGACGUUUUUCCGGCGCGGGCUGCCCAUCGUGCUGAGCUUCAUCACGCUCUCGGCCGCCACGGCCGCGGCGAAUUUGUGGACGAGUCCGGGGGCGCUCCGGGCGAGGGGAACGUUUUGGUGGUAUGCGGCCGGGGCCGGGCUGUCGCUGGGACAUUUGGCGUACGUGCCGGCGGUGGCGCCGAGGGUUCAGGCGCUGGUGGAGGCGGAGGAGGCGGAGGUGGAGGAGGAUGUGAAUGGGUUGUUGGAGGGGUGGUUGAGGGUUAAUUUUGUGAGGAUGCAGACAACAAAAAUGGCAUCUUCAACAGACAACCAUCAGGACGCUUCCGCGGAUGAUACCCACGUCCAGCUGAUGAAAGGCUUGACCGUCGCGGAAAAUCAUCAGGAAGCGGCUGAUCAGGAAGAGUCUCGCAGUGAGAACACCAUCAUCAAUUACCUCAUCGAAAACUGCCCAGAGUUUGCGGAGUUGAGAGAGCUGAGAGCUGAGGGAUGGAAGAACCCAGAGGGCGACGUAUUCUUCAAACAGCUGCGCAACAACGCCGACAACACCGACUCUCGGACCGAAAGGUACUUCUACGACAUGAUGAGAAGAAUCGCCAACGAGAUGCACCACUCCACCCUCGCUUUCAGAAUCAAGAACCCCGGCGCCGACUACCCGCACAUCCUCGACAUGGGAUGCGCGCCCGGCGGUUUCCUCGCGACCGCCCUCGACAAGAACCCCGGCGCCAAGGGCCUCGGCCUCAGCCUCCCCGUCCCCGACGGCGGCUACAGGGUCGUGCUCCCAAGCGGCCCGGACGUCGACAUCAGAUACCUGGACGUCACCAUGCUGCCGGGCGACCUGGGCUUCCACCAGAUCCCGGUCGGACACCCGGACGCCUACGACUUCCUGCCGCGGCAGUUCGAGCUGGGACGGACGUUCGACCUCGUCAUCUGCAGCGGCUCCGUCGUCCGCAAGCACCACGUCGCCGACUACAGACAGCGGAGCGAGGCUCGCAGGCUCACCGCCAGCCAGCUGGCCCUCGGGCUGGAGCGGCUCAACCCGGGCGGUACGAUGGUCGUGCUGUUCCACAAGGUGGAGGCUCGGGAUACGGUGCUGCAGCUGUUUCGGUUCAGCAGGUUUUGUGGGCGGUUGAGGCUGUUCAAGCCGACUUCGGGACACGCGAAGCGGUCUUCGUUCUACAUGGUUGCGACGGAGGUCAGGAGCCGGAGUCCCGAGGCGCUUGUUGCUAUCGAGCAGUGGAAGGAGGUCUGGAAGGCGGCGACUUUGGACAUGGAAGGUGAUGCUAGGGAGGAGUUUGAUGCGGAGCAUGUCUUGGAGGAGUUUGGGGAGGAGCUUGUGUGUUUGGGUCGGAAGGUGUGGGCUAUUCAGGCGGAAGCUCUCAAGAAUGCGCCUUUCAUAAAGGGUCAUUGA